AGCAAAUCGUUUUGGCUGGCGGGCUCGGAUAUGAUUACAGAAGGAACCUGGCUCUGGACCAAUGGAAACCCCGUUCCUAUGGGUUCACCUUUCUGGGGGGCCUCGAAUCCUGCUCCCUGGAUAGAGCCCUAUACGGACACUACCCUAAACUGCCUUGCUCUACUGGCCCCUGGAAGUCAUUACUUUAGGCCUGUGGACUGCCAAACCUUACAGUACCCACUGUGCAUGGCUACCUAGCCCAAUGGGUUAGGUAGUCACUUGCAGGGAGAAAUGGGGUCAUGUCGUCUACCUGGGGCCUCGACUAUAGCAUAUUACGUCUAUCUGGAAGCUUUACUUCUGCUGACCUCGACCACAGCAGCUCAACUGCAGAAGAUGUGGAAGCUUGUGCAGCUUAUACAUUACAUAAAUAAAUUGAUUAUAAUU
Messenger RNA from Procambarus clarkii (red swamp crayfish), 423 nucleotides. The record is from RefSeq and is a predicted model, not a curated record. Lineage: Eukaryota; Metazoa; Arthropoda; Malacostraca; Decapoda; Cambaridae.